AUGUCUCCGAGUGAACUGCUCGGCAAGUAUGCGGGGCAUAUUGUCCCGCAGCGUUUCAACGUUGGUAUUGUUGUGCUCAGCUACAUUGUCAGUCUCAUCGGUGCAGGCUCUACUCUGGAGCUGAUCAAUCGUCGCACUGGAUCCAAAGGGCUCUUCAACAAUGUCUUACUCGGCGGUGCAGCUGUAACAAUGGGAGGGGUCGCCAUCUGGUCGAUGCAUUUCGUUGGAAAUAAGGCUGUCUAUUUCGGCAAUGGAGAGCCUGAGAUCCAAGUCGGCUUCUCCCCCUUAUUCACCGUCAUCUCCUUCUUCGUUCCCAUCCUCGUCCUCCUCGUCGCUUUUCUUGCCAUCGGCACCAACAACGUCGUCUCUUGGCUGCGUGUUUCUCUCGGCGGGUUCCUCUGCGGCUCGGCUGUAUGCGGUAUGCAUUAUCUCGGCAAUGCUUCGAUACAGAAUUACACAUGUACCUACAAACUGAGCUAUGUCAUCAGCUCCGCUAUCAUCGCCGUCAUCGCCAGCACAAUAGCGCUAUCCGUCUUCUUUGUCUUUCGAUCUAUAUGGGCCAACGUGUGGUGGAAGAGACUCUUGUCCGCCCUCUUGCUGGCUGGUGCUGUCUCUGGGAUGCAUUGGUGUGCUGCCUUCGGCACAGAAUAUACUCUUGUUGCGAUAGAGGUGGGAGCCGGUGGAAUGUCACGGGAUGCUACCGUCAUCGUCGUCAUUUGUCUGUCCCUAGGUGCAUGCUUGACCAUCGCUGGCCUCGCAAUCUUCACUGCUAGAAAGAGGAAUCAGUCCGCCCGCCGAGCUCAGAAGAUCACGCUGGGCGCUGCCUUUUUCGAUAAGGAGGGCAGGAUUCUUGUCGACACCGACGGACUUAUUCCCAGCACCGUUGUCACCGACUCCUUCAUUCAGACUAACGACAAGCAACCAUUCACCAUCUCACAUCCUUACUUUCUCUGGAUGUUCCAGGCGACGAGGAGCUGGCCCGGUUUAUACACCCUCAUCGACGGCAUGAAGCGACGUGUAUCCCUGAAGCACAGACGAGUUGUCCAAGAAGUAUCCCCGACCAAAGACGAGCAAGGUCUUCUAUUCCGAGGCCAGUUCUGCCUAGCCGCCGUCCGACUUGCCGAGCGUCUCCGCCAGGAGCUUACAAACAUUGGUGUGCUUUGGGACGAGAUCCUUGCUACCGGCGUGGCUGCGGACCUUGAUCUACACCCCGGCGAUCAAUUAGGAGGGCCCAUGUCGGCCAAGUUCAGGCAACGUCUGCACGAGAAGGGUGCCGCUCUACGGCAGCAGGUUGGGAAGGGCUCGCUGAUGUUUCUCGUUCGUCGCAUUCACAGCGAGCGUGAUCUUGAGCGGCUGGCCAUGGCUGGCUAUCGCUUUGCCGAGGUGGAACACGUCAGCGGUAUAAUCGCAUCAAGAAUGCAAAUCAAGAACAUGGGCGUUGAGGCUAAGCUGCGUCAAAUGGCACAUUACUCCAAUCAGGGCAUGGAGAAGGCUGCUCGUCUUCGUAUCGGGUUCUUUGCCAUCCGAGCCCGUGUCAACACCUCAGGCUUUGACGUCUUAGUCAAAAGGACGACACGCAGCGCUCUUCCAUCGAUCAGCCUACCCAUCUCCAACUUAGAUUCGUGGCAGAGAGAUAUCUUGAAGCGAUUUGAGGGGUUGACAAUGCUGGCCGUGUCCGAGGCUUUAGAAGCGACCAAGAUGUCAACUGGUAGGGAGACCGAAUUCAUCCAUCAUAUCAAGAGCGGGAUUAAAAAGCUUCGUGACUCUCUCAGGGAUAUCAUCACAGAUGAUGCCAUUCUUGCGGCAGGUGUUGUUCAAGUGCCUGGUGGCCCAGCUGGCAUGGCCACGCCCAGCCUCACGUUCAGAACUGUAGCCCCAAUCCAUUCAGUUGUCAACAACACAGAUUACGAGUACAUACCCCUGAGUCUCUUCAAAGCACACCAACUUGUACAAAUGGAAGAAGGCCAGCAAUCAUUCAUCCACAACGUACAUCGCGAAUUCCAGUCCAUUAUUGGGCCACAACCUGUGGAAGAGCCACGCCCGGGAAGUGCCGAUAAGAGCAUCCUCUCCAAGCUUACGAAGAAGAAGAGAAUGUCACACCGACCAUCUGAAGAUUGGGAUGAGGAGCAAGUGUUGGAGGGCAGAUCUGUACGCCGACCGUCUUCAACGGUCUCCACUCAGUCGACCUCAACAGCAGAUCUCUGUCACUCGAAGGAGCGCAGUGACAGGCUUCAGCCUGGGAGUAUGCGACGAAACGACACCCCCAAGCAUCUGAGCGCACCGUCAUUUGGGGGUAUUAUGGUCUCGCGGGAGAUCGCUGUCAACGUGGAGAAGCAGAAGCAUCAAGUCGUUGUGUCAGAGUGCGCCCUGGAGCCCGCGGUGAUCACGAAUGAGGUUUCUGCAAGUCCAGAUAUUGAAUUGCAAGCAAAGGACCAGGACAAGAUUUUCGGCAUUCAGGUGGCUUCAACCCCCAUGAUAGGAGUUCACACCGGCAAUGGGAACCAUGACACAUAUGUCGAUGUGUUAUUUAGAGACGCUGUAGAGGGUCAAUGGUGGAAGAGGUAA
Molecule: messenger RNA, 2565 nt
Organism: Clonostachys byssicola
Lineage: Eukaryota; Fungi; Ascomycota; Sordariomycetes; Hypocreales; Bionectriaceae
Source: the annotation of a GenBank genome assembly